AUGCCCGAGCGAGUGUGCUGUGUUCGAAAUUGUGAUUUCAAUCCUGGAGAUAAAGAAAAUCGAAAAACAAUAUUCCAAUUUUGUGAGAAAUCUCCAUACUUCAAAACAUGGAUGAAUGCGAUUGGACCAAACUUGAGAGAUGGAAAGAAAACUCGCAAAAAUUAUUACAUUUGCGAACGACAUUUUGAUGACGGUAAUUUACAUCGAAUUCCUAUGAAUAUAUUAAAGGAUGGAAAAGAGGUGACCCUGUUACGUAGACGCCCAAUGUUAAAAUCGACAAGUGUCCCAUACAUUUUUCCAGGUUCAAGGCUUAUAGAUUCAAAUAAUCUUGAAAGCUCCUCGAUUAUAGAUUCAAAUAAUCUUCCAAUGGAAUGCACUUUAGAAAAUACGUGGCGUGAUACUAAAACAAAAGUAUCAAAUAAAGUAACAAGUUUAAAAAAAAAUAGAGCUGCCACUGGCAAUAAGCCAAAUGAUAUUGUUCUUACUGAAAGAGACAAAAAAAUUAUUGACUUAAUUGGACAUGAAUAUUUUGAAAGCUUGGCGACUGUUCCGGAUUCUAUUCCAGAAGAGUUUGAAAACGUAUUUGAGCAAUUGGAGCAAGGAUUAGAUGUUAACAUUGAUGAAGUUAUCCCACAGGUGAUAACUGUGCAACCAGUGACUGUGCCAGCAGAAGAAAAUAUCAAUGAUGAAUUACUGCCUAUUAUAUCGACUCACAAUCAGUUACAAUGA
Molecule: messenger RNA, 729 nt
Organism: Trachymyrmex cornetzi
Lineage: Eukaryota; Metazoa; Arthropoda; Insecta; Hymenoptera; Formicidae
Exons: 6
Coding region: 1-729 (242 amino acids)
Source: RefSeq, a predicted model, not a curated record